This is a messenger RNA of Endocarpon pusillum Z07020, 1137 nucleotides long. RefSeq lists its product as uncharacterized. Bases 1 to 1137 code for a protein of 378 amino acids. NCBI's taxonomy places the organism in Eukaryota, Fungi, Ascomycota, Eurotiomycetes, Verrucariales, Verrucariaceae. The record is from RefSeq and is a predicted model, not a curated record. The transcript has 2 exons.
AUGUUGACGCCAAUACUGAAUUGGUCAACAACAGUCCGCAAAAACAAUGCCGGUGUGAUCAUAAAGUAUUGGGGUAUGCUCAUGUUUACCGCUAUGAUUGCUGUCUUAUCCAAGGUUUUAACGCUCAGAGUCUUGCCCUUUAUGACGUCCGGCUCUGCGUCGUGUAUUCUCGAUCCAAAGAUCAAUUGUACCAUCGACGAGAUCAUCGAGCCUAAUGGAACAUAUAAGGCAACCCCAGAGUAUGGGUCCAAGAGGAUGUCUCUCCAAUACUCCGAGAAAUGCAAUUGCAACAGUAAUUGUGGCUCGAUCGAUUUGUUUGUUCCGUUUCGCAAAAGUACGAAUAUGCAAGCCUAUCUCGUACGCGAUCAUAUCACCAAGAUUCUACGCAAAGAAGAAGCUUAUUGGGUUUAUCUCAUCAACAUCUUGUGCUUAUUAGCUAUCAUUGGGCAGGGCAUUUUUGGCCUGGUCGUGGGUAGAUGGCAUCCGGCAGUCGUACGAAACUGGAUUUUUCGACUACUUAGUGGCGCCCAAGAGCGGCCACGUCGGUCAACAUUCCUUUGGAAAUGUCGAUAUUACAUAAGCAAAAUUACCGCCGGGAUCAUAUAUAUGGGUGCUAUCGGCGUGGCCAUCAUUUCCCCCCUCAUUUUCAUCAGCUCCGUCAUCCUCAACGAAUUCAUCGUACAUCGCUAUCCUGAGGGUGAGCGCUACGAUGCAGUUGGUCAGUGGUCAACCUGGGUUGGAGCCGGCGCUGUGGUUCUUGCCGCUGUUAUCAGACAAUACCAUAGUGCCUGGGUACACUCUGCAGAACUCGGGCUCUCAACAAUCAUUCGCAUCGUCAAAUGGAUCUUCGGUAAGGCAGAACUAAGAGCGGAGCCUGCACGAGCGGAGCGAAACAAGAACAAUAGUGCAAUUGAGGACCUCAAGGGGUUUUUCAAGCAGUGUAUGAGACCGUUGAAGCAUGUCUGGAGGAGUAUGUGUAAUGCCUGCCACAGAAUUGUUUUGGAAUGGAGAGAUUUCAAGGCCUGGCACAAGGAUCCGUUCGAGAGAUUGCAGCAGCCUCCAAUGCACAAAGACAUUCAAACGGAUUCAGGCGGAGAUGUCGAGCCUGAGUUCCAGGACAAAAAAAAUUCCGCUUAA